Molecule: messenger RNA, 918 nt
Organism: Neurospora tetrasperma FGSC 2508
Lineage: Eukaryota; Fungi; Ascomycota; Sordariomycetes; Sordariales; Sordariaceae
Exons: 2
Coding region: 1-918 (305 amino acids)
Source: RefSeq, a predicted model, not a curated record
AUGGUCGAUGAUGGAGAUCAGGUAGUGUGUGUGCGCGUCAUUGAGAAUCCCAUUCGUCCAGGGGAAAAGUCCUACCAGGAGGAAGCGAAGAAGCUGUUGCAGACCAUUCAAUCCAAGAACGAGCAGAAUAGAGCUAUCAGCAUUAUUCUCGAGUGGGCCGUUGGGAAACUGCAUUCUACUUUUCAGAAAUUACUUCAUCUCCACCAACCCUCGAUGCUCGUUGUCGGCACAAAGGGCAGGUCCCUUGGCGGAAUCCAGGGCCUGAUGAACACACGCAACUCCUUUUCAAAAUACUGCCUCCAAUACAGCCCUGUCCCCGUGGUCGUUGUUCGACCAGACGACAAGCGACUCAAAAAGAAGGAGAAACGUACCCACGACCCGAACCGACAGAGCUAUGCCGCCAUGCUGGCAUACAACGACGGAAAACACGAAGCCGACAGUGACGCAAGCAGUCUCUACGAGAUGGAAAAGAAUAUUUCUCCGGAUGAAGAGGCACACCGAGUGGCUGCCGCGAUUGGGUUGCCAGCAGCGUUCGAUCCGACCAUUAAGCCGUACGAGCCCAACAAGCCUCGCAACCGACGAACAUCUCUGCCCUCCACUCCUUCUCCCACAGCAGCCGGGACGAGCUCCGUGUCUCUGUCGCGAUCGACGCAAGCAAACGAGAGUGGCGACGAAGACACGGCCGAGGAAGAAGAUGAGUACGAGAUUGAGGCGGUCUCGGGCGACCAACUUCUAGCAGCAGAUGGACGGAAGAAAUUAGCACUUGAAAGAGAACAGAAGAAGCGACUCCACGCUAUGGAAGUAGGAGAAGCCGCUGCCCUGCUCAAGUCAGGGCAGUCAGGAAAAUCGCGGGAUUCAGACGAUGAAGAUGAGGAGGAUGAUACCCUGGGGCGAACGAGCGACAAGGCCAAGCAAUGA